AUGACGGGCAGGGCAAAGUGGGACGCGUGGACAAACACGGGCGGGGCAGUCACGAGCAAGGCAGAAGCAGAGGCGCGGUAUGUAGCAAUCGCGGAGAGUCUGGGCUGGAAGGGACCUUUUGGUGAAGACAACAACUGGGACAACGAAGACAGCGGAGGCGGGGGCAGCGGGAUGGGCACGGCGGUGAGCGCGAUGGCCCGCCCUGAGGCUGUGCAGGACAACAGUCUGCAUGGGCUGGCGGUGGCGAAUCGGGCGGACGAGCUUGCGCUGCUGGAUGGGUCAGGCGUCGACUGGGACGCGCGAUGA
Mycena indigotica is the source of this 306-nucleotide messenger RNA. Its product is annotated as Acyl-binding protein. The transcript has a single exon. Bases 1 to 306 code for a protein of 101 amino acids. Lineage: Eukaryota; Fungi; Basidiomycota; Agaricomycetes; Agaricales; Mycenaceae. Gene Ontology annotation, molecular function: fatty-acyl-CoA binding. The record is from RefSeq and is a predicted model, not a curated record.